Molecule: messenger RNA, 501 nt
Organism: Astrephomene gubernaculifera
Lineage: Eukaryota; Viridiplantae; Chlorophyta; Chlorophyceae; Chlamydomonadales; Astrephomenaceae
Source: the annotation of a GenBank genome assembly
GCGCGCGCGGCUGCUGCUGCAGGGGGGGCCGCCUGCACAGGUGGCAUCUGCCGUACGGUUGCUGUACGUGGGGGAGGCGCCGUACGACGGAACCAUGCCGGGUUCUCUCAUGGAGCACCUGCCCAGGUACCUCAUAGACGGCGUGGAGCGCGAGAUGGAGCUCACCCUGCAGCUGGACAGUCAGGGCGACCCAGCAGCAUGCAACAUGUACCGCCUGGCGAGCUACAACAACAACAACAACAACUUCCAGCACCAGCAGCAGCACCAGCAUGUACAACAGCAACAACCACAUGCAGCCGUACAGCAGCAGUCUCAUCAGCAACAGCAGCCACCGCCGGUGACACGUGCGGCUGCGGCGCAGGCAGCACAGACCUACGUGUCCGUGCGAGUGGCUCCGGUGCUGUCCGCUGUCAGCACGGCUGCGCGGGUGGUGGCAGCCCUGCAUACACACCACACCAAGGUGGUUCUGCCCGGCGUGUCUUCAGUGCCCUCCGAGGUGUC